Molecule: messenger RNA, 3534 nt
Organism: Ostreococcus tauri
Lineage: Eukaryota; Viridiplantae; Chlorophyta; Mamiellophyceae; Mamiellales; Bathycoccaceae
Product: P-loop containing nucleoside triphosphate hydrolase
Exons: 2
Coding region: 1-3534 (1177 amino acids)
Biological process (GO): regulation of DNA-templated transcription
Cellular component (GO): nucleus
Molecular function (GO): chromatin DNA binding; histone binding
Source: RefSeq, a predicted model, not a curated record
AUGGAUGAGCUCGAUCGCGGUCGCGUCGAUCGGGACGACGCGAGCGGGCUCCCGUCGUCGUCGACACCCCUCGGCGCUCAAAAAGAUGACGGACUCGGAGCGCACGAGAGCGUGAGCGAGAUCGUGAGCGAGGUGUUUUCGGGAUACGCGUGCCACUCCAUCGAGAGAGGGAUCGAGCACCCAGGAGACAUCGCGGAGGCGGCAUCACUAGGAUCGAUCGAUUUACCGCCGGCUAAAUAUCCGCUCUUCGACGCCAUCCGCGACGAGCUCGUGGACACGGGAAAGCUCAGCAAGCUCCAGUUGGAGGGCAUCUUGUUCGCUUGUCAGAAGCACUGCGAAUUUGCACCGGACGGUAAGCGUGCGGGAUUCAUGAUUGGUGACGGCGCCGGAGUGGGGAAAGGACGACAAAUCAGCGGGAUCAUAAUCGAUAACUUCGUGAGAGGGCGACGGAAAGCAGUUUGGAUUUCAAGCAGCGGCGACUUGCAUCGCGACGCGGAACGUGACUUGGGCGAUUUAGGUUGCACGAUCAAGGUGAUCAACAGUUGCCCAGAAAUUGAUCGCGAGACUCGUGCUUUCGGACUGUCGAAGGACUAUCAAGAGGGCGUUCUUUUCACCACGUAUAGCACGCUCGUAAGCAAGACGCAAAAGAAGAAUCGAUUAGAACAAAUCAUCGAGUGGUUUGGCGGCGAAAACGCUGACGGAGUGGUGAUUUUUGACGAGUGCCAUAAGGCGAAGAAUUUCAGUGCGGCCGCGGAUACAGGGAGCAAAGUCGCCUCGGCGGUGAUUACAUUCCAGGAUCGAUGUCCUCUCGCUCGUGUGGUUUAUGCGAGCGCCACAGGAAUCAGUGAAGUUGGAAACAUGACGUAUCUCUCUCGUUUGGGCUUCUGGGGCAAGGGAACGCCAUUUAAAUCCGCCGAUAGAUUCAUCGAGAGCAUGAAAUCGCGCGGGGUCGGCUUUUUGGAGAUGCUUGCCAUGGAAAUGAAAGCCAGUGGCAAGUACGUGAGUCGCGGAUUAUCAUUUCGACAGGCUGAGUUUGAACAACACACCAUUAAGCUAUCAAAGGAACAACGGAAGAUGUACAACGAUGCGUGCGAUUUGCUCUCUCUUAUUCGAGGCGCGUGCGUCGAGGCCGUGAAUCGAACAGGGAGCGAUAGAAAGAGCAUCAUGGGGGCGUACUGGAGCGUGCACCAGCGCUUCUUCAAGUUGCUCUGCAUUAGUAUGAAGGUUCCCAACGUCAUCGCCAAGGCGAACGAGGCUCUCGCACAGGGAAACUGCGUCGUCAUAGGAUUGCAAACAACCGGCGAAGCACAAGACAGUUCGGCCGAUUUGAAGUUUGGUGACGACGUGACCAAGUGGGGAUUCGUGAGCACGACGCGUGAGAUGCUCGUCAGCUUCUUGCACGUGCACUUCCCAACGGAGAUUCGGGGAGCUUCUGAUGGGGCGGCAGUGGAAAACAAGGCACCACCGCCCGACUGGACAGCGGAUAAUUGGAAACGAGCGGGCGGCGGCGAGAGUACCCGCGAUGGAGAGUACGCGGGGCGAUUCCAUACGGACGCACCGCCGUUGGUAGAUGAAGAGCUCGCUGAUGCGAAGGAAGAACUGAUAAAGAAGGUCAUCAACCUUGAUCUCCCGCCAAACUUUCUUGAUGCACUCAUCGAUGGAUUCGGUGGUCCUGAUCAAGUCGCAGAACUCACGGGUAGGAGCGGCCGCAUCGUUCGACGCGGAUCAAAGUUAUUGUACGAAGCCCGCGGUACGACAGCCUCGAGGAAAGGUUCGUCCAUCAGCGGCGAUGGUGACGUUCUGGGCGUCAACAUCGCUGAAAAGAAUGCGUUCAUGAGUGGCGAGAAGCUUGUCGCGAUCAUUUCCGACGCGGCGAGUACAGGUAUCUCUUUACACGCCUCGAAAGGCGCGGCGAAUGUUCGACGGCGCGUGCAUAUCACGAUCGAGCUUCCGUGGAGUGCGGACAAGGCUAUUCAGCAGCUUGGUCGCACGCAUCGCUCGAAUCAGGUCACUGGACCAGUGUACGUCAUGUGCUCGACGAACAUCGGAGGAGAACGACGCUUCGUUGCCGCGGUCGCUCGUCGUCUGCAAAGUCUCGGCGCGUUGACUCGUGGCGAUAGAAGAGCUGCGACGGGGAUCGAUCUAUCUGAUGGAAAUGUCGAUUCGUCGCUAGGACGUGAAGCGUUGAAGAAAGUGUACGAAUCGCUCGUCGCUUUGGAUUCAAAAUUACCAUCUGGCGUCUCGUUUGAGGGUAUCAUGGCGCACGUGAACGAAGACGAUCUCGAGGAGGGCAAACCCAUACGGAACUGGGAUGACUUGAAGCUGAGUCUUCGAUCCGCGCUGCUCGAGCUCGGAGUGCAGGUGGGGUUGCGAAACGAAGGGUUCUCUGUAGAAGAAGUGUCCUUACUGCAGGAAAUCGGCUACGGCAAUAAGGAUCUAGGAGACGUGCGCAGAUUCCUGAAUAGGCUUCUUGGUUUGCGAUUGCGCGAACAAAAUCUGAUGUUUGCAUAUUUCGCCGAGACGUUGGAUUGCCAAAUCAAGCUCGCCAAAGCCGAGGGCAAGUAUACCGAGGGAGUAAGCGAUCUCGGAGGGUCGUCGAUACGCAUCGCAGAAGAAUCGAACGUGAUUCUGAAGGAUCCAUAUCACGGUCAAACGCUCGUUUCUACGAAGAUUUUCAUUGAUCGAGGUAUUUCAUUCGAACGCGCGCUUGCGAUUUUGCAGAAGGGCAAAAGAACUGAUCGUGAUGGCUUUUACAAGAUGAAGCGUGAAAUGUACGGUCGUGCGCAAGUCGUCUUGGCGAUAAGCAAACCUGGUUCAAGGAAUCUAUUCAUGUUGUGGCGCCCUAAUACCGGACCGAGCUUGUUUGAGAUGGAGUAUGACGAACUUCGACAGAAGUACAAGAUUUGUGACUUGGAAAGUGCGAAACAACCUUGGAAAGACGUGUACGAGGUGACCGAGACGUCUUGCAUGCACGGAAAGAAUUGCCACGUGCGACAGACCAUGGGCGAGUGCACUGCGGGUAAGCGAACUGUGGAUUGUACCGUGAUCAGCGGUGCCGUUGUGCCGUGCUGGGGAGAGUUGGAGCGCACGUUGGAUCGUAACGCGCACAAAUUCAACAAGGCUGAUCGAGGCAUGCGAACGGUUCGAGUGAUAGAUGAAGAUGGGCGCAAAGUGAUUGGUUUGCGGUAUCCCGAAUCGCUCCUCGCGAACGUCAAAGAGCAAGUAGAAAUUCAGUGGGCUGAGAAGUUUUCAAACUUGGAAAACUUGAAGCUUCUCGACGGCGAUGGUGAUGACGCUCUGACUGCCGUUUUAGGGGUCACUGUCGAGCCGCCAACUCCUGUCGACGCGGCGUCCAUGGCAAAGUGCUUCCGCAAGGUAAAGACGAUGAAGGACUUCUUCGGCGCGGCAACGACGAAGACAGACAAUGCUUUGAAUGUUCCGAAAAGGCCCGCGGGUCCUGUCGCGGAGAGCACGCUCGCGCACAAAAAGGCCAAGCCUGCACCGAACGCGUUCUUCGAUCUUACGCGCACCUGA